Messenger RNA from Austrofundulus limnaeus, 1879 nucleotides. RefSeq names its product interleukin 17 receptor E-like (gene il17rel). The coding region runs from base 168 to 1787 and encodes 539 amino acids. NCBI's taxonomy places the organism in Eukaryota, Metazoa, Chordata, Actinopteri, Cyprinodontiformes, Rivulidae. Gene Ontology annotation, molecular function: interleukin-17 receptor activity. The transcript is spliced from 20 exons. The record is from RefSeq and is a predicted model, not a curated record.
GAGACGCUCCGAACCACAAAGAAAGUGGGCCCCUGAGGACCACAACCAGACAUCAUCAGAAAAAUCCAUUCUUGGAUUCUUCACAGAAUAUUCAAACUGACCUGCAUCUCUGGUUCGUAGAAAGGAAAGACUUAAAAGGAGCAGAAAUCUUGUGCUGGACGGUGAAAAUGAYCCUCGGGCUCGUCCUGCUCGUGUCUUACGGCAGCUUGAACGGAGCUGCAGCAGAAAGCACAGAACUGGAGAGGACUGAGGGCUGCCACACGAGAUGUUCUCAGGGACUGCACUGCAAAACCAAACCACACUAUUGGUUUCCUCCUGCCUGCCAGAACCCGACCGAAGGUCUCAACUCCUCCGUCUUCCACAACGUCAGCGUCUCCACCGUCAUGAGGUGCGAGGGGAAGCAGAAGUGCUCGCUGCAGCUGAGGGUCCAAACUGUUGUUCAGCUUUCUGAGUCGAUCCACGGCGUGACCGUUUGCACCACCAGCGCAGGAAUGAUGGCAAACUGCCAAAGCAUCGGCUUCACAAAAACAUCGAGAAAAAAACUGUCCGGAUUUCUGGUAACAGUUGAGAACGAUUGCACUGAAGUGUCUACAAAUCAGCAGCUGCAGGUGACAGUAAAAACGGUGCCAAAUUACUGCAACCUUUCUUGGACGAGCACCUAUUACACUCCUGACUGCACAAAUGAAGCUUUGAGGAAAAACGUCCCAGAAUGCAUCACCGGACGCCUGGCRUACGACGUGAACCCCGACAGGAAGGAGCUGAAGGUCGACGUGUCCGACAUGCUCGAGGACCGAGACUAUCAUCUCCGCCUCUGCCUCAAGGAUUUCAUCUGCCUGGGCACAGGAGCUCAUACUCUGAUAAAAAAGGAGCAAUCCCUCAAGAGCGCCGUUCUUCCGUACGCCCGGCCUUUGCCCUGCCUUUGCAUCGAGGGUUGGUCAGCAGUGACGGACGCCCCCAGAGUCCAGGUCUGCCCGUUCAAAGACCGUCAGGAGGAACUGUGGUUUGGAAUUACCUUUGACCCACUGGAGGAGACGCUGGUGUGGGAGCCUGAAUGUCACGUCACAGCUGUGGUCGGGCUGUGCCAGAAAAAGGAGGACGGGAGCUGCGUGGAUCUGCCUCACUCAUCGCAGAAUGUCGGCAGAAAAAAGGUGACUUUUGCAGCGGUUGAUCCCCACCCUCAGAUGUGCGUGAAGUUUUCUGUAGAAUCCCAGUUCUGGAUCCGGUGUCCCUUUGUGGACCGGCUCAAAGCCUGGAACGUGGUCGCGACGAACCAACGAGGACACAAGGAGCUGCAGUUGGUGUCUCAGAUCACGACAAGGUUUUCCCUGGGGCUGUGUGCCGACUCGGAGUGCGAGACCACCAAAACACACACGGUGCACGCGGAGAAGCAGAAAGCCGUUGAUCUGAACCUGACAGGGGUACAAUGUGGUUCAUGUCUACAGGUGAAGAGGCUCGACGUGAAGUACGCUCCCACGGUGGUUCAAUGCUUCGAGCCAUGCGCCUCCAAAUCCACUGCCGCCUCCUUGAACUUGACAUGGCUCAUUCUACCAACUGCUGUUUGCCUCUCUGGCAUCAUCAUCAUCGCUUUGGCCUUCCACGUAAUGUUGACAGUGCGCCAGAGGAGGAAACAGAAAAGAAGAGGCGUCUGUGCAUCAGGAAAACAAACGGAUCCCGCUCUCGACUCGGUGGUCUCAACACUGCAAACUCAGCAGACACUUACCGGGAGGGUUCUGGUUCUGGAUUCACCUCAGUGUGGAAACAACGAGAAGGCCAACCUGAUCUCCUAACUGACCCUCGUCCAAAAUGGUGCUCUAUAGUCCAGAAACACUCCUUCCAUCGUGCAGUAUACUGUAUAUAAAAAUGUUACAAAAACACACAA